Molecule: messenger RNA, 3289 nt
Organism: Acaromyces ingoldii
Lineage: Eukaryota; Fungi; Basidiomycota; Exobasidiomycetes; Exobasidiales; Cryptobasidiaceae
Exons: 3
Coding region: 213-3041 (942 amino acids)
Biological process (GO): septin cytoskeleton organization
Cellular component (GO): cytoplasm; cell division site; plasma membrane
Source: RefSeq, a predicted model, not a curated record
CGUCUUGCUCAGAGUAGAGGAGUCGUUGUCGUCACAGCCGUCUACCUCCACGUGGCUUAGAAUCACGUUCCGAAGGCCCGCCGGUCGAGGCUAGUAAUAAUACCAAGGAAGGCCAAUGCGGGCUGGGGUUUCCAGAGCUUCUUCGACUCCUCACUCGUUGCGAACCGCGCCGAUCAAGGACUAGAGGCGAGAAAGAGACGAAGGUGGGCAAGAUGAGCUCGGAAGCACCAGCGUCUGCUCCUGCUGCUGCCGUUGCGCCGACCGGGCUGCAGCCGAGCGCCUAUGCUGAUGCCUUUGUCCGAGGACCGCCCCGAGAGGGCGUGCAGCGGAUCCAGACCCGGCUGCACAAGGCAAAGGUCCUGACCGACGAGCUCGCAGACUACUUUGCUGCACGCCGCGAGCUUGAGUCAUCAUACCUCAAGGCGCUCUCCAAGAUUGCCAAGCGCUCCUUCCUCUCGGACCCGUCUGCACUUGGGCCUAACUUUUCGCCCGUCUAUGAGCGACUCGUCAUGGAGAUCGGCGAGCUGGCCAGCAUUCACGGCGAGCUCGAGAAGAAGCUCGAGUCCGAGUGCGAGGUCGCGAUGCGCAGCGCACCCAACCGGGGCGAAUGGGGGAGAAUCAAAGACCACGACGACAACCUGGCGAGCACCUUGAAGGAGAUCAACACGCUCGAGUUGCAGCUGUCCAAGGACCAGAAAAAGGCCGAGAUGGCAUCGUCGAAGAAGGCAGGCCAGGCGCACCAGAAAGCGACAGAGACGGAGCGAAGCCUGAGCCAGACGAUGGAUGUCUGGGAGACGGAGUCGCCAUUCGCGUUUGAGGCGUACCAGAGAAUCGACUCACAGAGGCUCGACCUCAUGAAGGAGAUUGUCACCAAAUUUGAGACGGCACAGAGCGACGCAGCGCAGCGACUGAUGCAGGUCACCGAGCAAACGAUGCAGGUCAUCCUCAACUUUGAUCCCCAGGCCGACAUGCAGGAAUUCGCCCUUCGCAAUGCCACUUCCUCGUCUCGUCCUGCUCGAAGAGAUGCCGCUGCAGCCACCACCACUACCGCCGCCGCCAAUCAGAGCACGAAUAUGCGUCCUUCGGCCCCUUCGUCGGGACCGCCCGCCGCUGCGGCGACGUUGCCGACCGGAGGGAGCGACGCAUACAGAGGCACAGGGACCAAUGGCGUGUCUGAGUUUGGAGCGGUGCGUGCCUCGUCUGCCUCCAUCCACUCCUACGAUCGUCCGGGCACGGCCACGACCGAGACACAGCAGCAGACAACGCCUAGCCGCCUUGGAGGCAGCACCCUCAAGAGUGCCCUCACUCGCUUUGGAAGGGGUCGCUCGAGCAAGAAUGCCAACGAGAAUGCCACUUCGACGUACGGAAACCUGGGUGACCAGACGGAGUCUUCGAUGGGACCGCCUGCCUCAUCCUCGACUCCUGUCCGAAGAGGGACCCGAGGAGGUCCAGGAGGAGGAGGAGGAGGGUUAGAAGAACAGAGGAGUGCCGACUCGUCUGCCUACUCAGCAGCGGGCUUGGGCGCUGGAGCGGCUGCCGUCGGGGGCGCUGCCGCAGCUGGCAGCCUCAUGGCUCCCCUCACUCCUUCGCGGAAGCAGUCGAGCUCCACACCUGCGACCACGGCACCGCCUCCUCAGGUCGACGCCGAGGGCUUCUCAAUUCCGCCACCCGACAGAAAGCCAUGGGAGUUGGGGGCUGGUGGCGCACCAGCGGCAGGUGCCUCGCUGAUGGAUGGCGACGACGACGAGAACGAGUCUCGGGACCUUUCGACGGACGCUGGCAUGCCCAAGAUGACGGGCAUGAGCAUCGCCCCGCAGGCCAUCUCUGAGAAUGCAGAGCAGGACCAGGCGGCGCUGGAAAGGAUGCGCUCGACGCUGCUGACUGCUCGGUCUCCCGUGGUGGCCCCACAGCGAAGGAAUACGACGCGCCGAGACCGUCGCGAUGUGCGCAACACGACUUACAACCCCGGUCUCACCCUGCCGCCUGGUGUAGGCGAAGAAGACAAGGCAGAGACGGGCGCGACGGCACCGGUUGCAGCGAGUGGCGGCAGUCAAUUUGGUCUGCCCACUGCGAGCAGCCCGAUGAGCCAGCCCAGCGCAUUCAUCGGCUCACCAGGCGUGGGCGGCGACCGGACGCAGAGCAUCAUCUCCAUGUCGUCCGCCAGUGCGGCGCCCGGCAACCCGUUCGACGGAUCCGCGCCCGGGCUGCGCGCCAGCAUUCUCGAGCGCGUCAAUGUCCUCUUCACGGGCCGACAAGUGACCAAGAUCAUGGUCGUCGGCGAGGUGUCGGUCUCGCUGCGCGAUGUGGCCGCCUCUCGCGAGCCGAUCCACAUUCGUCUCGAGUCCUUUGAACAGCUCGAAAAGGCGGCGCCCAACCCAGCCUUCCUGCAGCCCAUCGAUGGAGACCGACCCGGCGAGUACAAGCUCGACGUGGGUGCGCUUCUAGAUCAGGGCAACCCUGCAGCGGCCAUCAAGCCCGGCUCGGGUGGGCAGGCAGUGCUGCUGCAGUACAAGGUGCACGUCUCGGAGUCGAGGCAGGCAGAGUACGUGCCGCUGGAUGUCUCGACGCAGUGGCGCUGUGAGGCGCAUCAGACGUCGAUGCUCCUCAACUUUUCUCCAAACGCCAGCUCGAAAUUGGCGACCUCGGUGGUGCAAGGCCAGGACGACGGAGGGAUGCCUGCGUCGUUGCAGGAUGUCAGCCUCACCGUCGACACCGGCCCGAGCAACGUGACGGGUGUCAUGUCAAAGCCGUCUGGUACCUGGUCGGCCGAGCAGAAGCGCAUGUACUGGCGCCUCCCAGAGGAUGUGGCCCUGUCCAAUGGCAUCGUCGGCGGCUCGGGCGCCGGAGCGCCGCAGAAGAUCUUGGCCAGAUGGCAGGUCGAUGGCCAGGGCCAGCCGCAGCCGGUGCAGAUCCGGUGGAGGGUCCCGGGCCGAACGCUGAGCUCGCUCGGUCUCAGCGUCGUGGACGAGUCUGCGUCCGGUCUCCGAUUCGAUGCCGUGUCGAGACAGACCGUCUCGGGCAAGUACAUUGCCAAUCCCUAAGUGGACAAGCUUUGCUAUCCCCUUGGUUGCCCCUCUUCCUCUUCUUUUCCAUCCCGUCUCGUUCCUCCUUCCUUCGCUUCCUUACCGUCGUUUCAUCUUAAUUGCUCUCCCAACCAUUCCUCCUUCGCUAAGCCCUUCCCACUAUGUUUGCAGACUUGAAUUGACUGGGGAGAUUGCUUGUUGUAGCUACAAAUACAGGAAUGGAAUUUGAGGAUUGGAUGCCUGAACGGAGAGACAUCCGCUGUCAG